Etheostoma spectabile (orangethroat darter) is the source of this 2681-nucleotide messenger RNA. RefSeq names its product F-box protein 22 (gene fbxo22). The record is from RefSeq and is a predicted model, not a curated record. Bases 103 to 1266 code for a protein of 387 amino acids. Gene Ontology annotation, biological process: regulation of skeletal muscle fiber development; protein polyubiquitination; positive regulation of proteasomal ubiquitin-dependent protein catabolic process. Gene Ontology annotation, molecular function: protein binding. The transcript is spliced from 7 exons. Lineage: Eukaryota; Metazoa; Chordata; Actinopteri; Perciformes; Percidae.
GCAGUGUGUGUGUGUGUUACUUCGAUCGAGGCGGAACAACGGGUGAAAGGUUGCUGUGUGAAGCCGUGCUGUAAAAAACAACACACGACUUGAGAGCGAAAUAUGGGUGAAAGUGAAGAUGUUACCGUUUCUUUACACGACAGCAAGGCUUCAUACAUACUCAGCAAUGUUGCCGAAGUGGUUGAGCGAAUUCUGACGUUCGUGCCAACCAAAUCGCUUCUCCGGAUCGCAAGUGUGUGCAGGCUGUGGAGAAACUGUGCCCGAAGAGUGCUGAGGACUCAGCAGCAGCUGACCUGGGUGUCGGCCUGUGGACCGUCUAACACAGAGGCCCAUGUCCUCUGCAGCGUCCUGGCAGAGGAGGUGGAGAAAGUUUUUCUCCUGCCCAAAACAGUUCUGGCUUUGGUAGACUAUGAGGCCUUCAAUGGACAAGCGUAUUGCUACAGACAGAAUAAAGCAAAAAAGAGUCGUCACAGUGCAGACACAGUUGAAGAACUGAGCCUGCUCUUCCCCAAUGGCUGCGACGUCAUGGGCAUCACCACACUUGGCGUGGUCUUGACUCCCAGUGGCUCUUACUCCAGCCUUCCUCAGGAGUACCAGGAGGGUGAGGCUGGCUUUACAAUCAUGUUCCCCAGCAUAGAAGGUGUCCACAUCAAGCCCUUUCAUUUUUGCAAAGAGUCCAUUUCCCCAACAGCCCUGAAAGAAGCAGGACUAGUUGACAACCCAGAGCUGCGUGUGGUACUGAUGUUUGUCUAUGAGGCAUAUAAAACUGGAGGAGCACACUUCCUCAGCCAGAUACUGGAGCCGCUGGCUAAGAGCAAAGCUCUCAUCGCUGGGGGGCUGGUAGAGAGUGUCUUUUCUCCUCCAAGACACUGCUGUAGCCAGGGUGCAUAUGGCGUGGUGGGCCUGGCCCUGAGUGGCCCUAAGGUGCAGGGGGCAUCUGUGCUCCUGGACCAGGACAUCAGCAACCCAAAGGCGGCCGAAGCCACAAUCCGGCGGCUAAAGGCAGCCAAAAUUCCCGAGAGGAACACCAUAGGGUUCAUGUUUGCCUGUGUGGGGAGAGGCCAGACCUACUAUAACAACCAGGCCAACGUAGAGGCAGACGCCUUUCACAAGGUGUUCCCUAACACUCCGCUCUUCGGCCUGUUUGGCAACGGUGAGAUUGGCUGCGACCGAAUCGUUAAAGACGACUACACACUGUGUGACACUGACACGGACGGUCUGCAGCAUGAGUACACUACAGUCAUGACCCUGGUCCAUCUAGGCUAAGUGACCGACCCACAGUCACAGUGGACCAACAGGAGAAAAAGAUGACCCACCCUGCUCCUGUUUUGCAACAGCAGUUGGAAACAAGAAACAUUUUGUACAGUAUCAUUAGGACUCAGAAAGGUGCUGCCAUGCUGAAAAUGAUCCCUCUAGCCGUCAAUGUAAUGGCAUCAUUUAGCAAAUUGUGUGUGACUUUGUGUGUAAACGCAGCUUCAUAUUAAAACUAGUAAGUUUCCCAAAGUUGAUAUAAAAAGACAAACUGGUUAUCUCUUUAAGUUUUCAUACUGUAUGUGACUCUUGUAAAAUAUGUGUAUAUACUUUGCCCAAAUUUCGCACACAUUCAAGGCUGACGUUAACCCGAUUGUUUUGAUUUGCAGGUGAGUAAAAAUAUACAGUUGUGAGGCCCACAAGCUAUUGUUAUAGUUGUAAAUUCAGUGCAGGCACUUUUUAUUAGUAAGUAAGAGAAGUGUGGUCCCUCUUCCACACAAUCAUGGUAAUCUUGAUUAGAAUGCUCUCCCUUGUUACGUAGACGUUUGUUUUGCUAAUGAAAAAAAAGACUACAAACAAAUUCUCUUUUGCAAGAUAUCUAUCCACCAUGUUUCAAUUGGGUACAUGGAAAUCAGUCAGAAUCUUACAGUGCCUUCUUUUUUGUUCAUGUGAAGUCAUAUCCUACUACUUCCAGCUGUUAAUGGUUAUCUCAUGUCCACCUGUUGGCUGUGUAAGUGACACUGACCAGCUGAAACUCUCUUUUUUCCCCCUCACUUUAGCCUCUGUUCUUCUACAGUUUCUAACUUUAGGAAACUGUUGGAAAUUGAUGAUAUGCUGACCAAUUUCAGAAAAUGUGAUGUAAUUGGGGUAGAUGGUGUAUUUUGUAUCCUUUUGCUAAAGCAGAACAAUGGUAAAGGUAUUUUUUUUUUAAAUCUUUAUAGUAUUGUUUGAGACUUAACUACGAAGCUUCACGUUUGGGGGAAAAAGGUUCUUAUUUUACAGAGGAUGGCAGCAUCUGUCAAAAUUCCUUAAUCUUUAUUAAGUCAUUAUUUUCUAAAUGGCCCUGUCAUUGAUUGAUGUCAUGCUUUUACCUUAAGAAUAUUCUGAUGAGGCAAAGGUGAAAUUUACAGUACAUAAAUACUAUAUAUGUUUGUUGGACAGGUUGUUGCGAUUAUAUGUAGACAUUCAACUUUUUGAUAAAAGCUGCAAGAAUUGUUGCAAGAAUGGAUCAUUUUUAGAAAAUUCCAAGUUUGUCUUUAAAAAGACUUAAAAGUCCUUGUAUGUAUCAUAAUACACACAACUACCCUUAUAGGUUUGGUUAGUACUUAUGGCUCAUUGAACAAAGUUGUUUUGGUGUUGAUGCACUUUUCAAAAUGUGCUAAAUCAUAUCUGCUCUGCUCAUUUCCUCAAUAAAUCACAUUCAGCACGUA